Aplosporella prunicola CBS 121167 is the source of this 1290-nucleotide messenger RNA. RefSeq lists its product as uncharacterized. The record is from RefSeq and is a predicted model, not a curated record. The transcript has 6 exons. Gene Ontology annotation, molecular function: methyltransferase activity. Bases 331 to 1290 code for a protein of 319 amino acids. NCBI's taxonomy places the organism in Eukaryota, Fungi, Ascomycota, Dothideomycetes, Botryosphaeriales, Aplosporellaceae.
CAGGUAUGAGGCUACUACCUUGGAGCUCUGGCGCAUGAGAUCUUCAGAUUCGCCGCGCCUCUACCCGUGCCUGUGACGCGCUGCACAUGAUCUAUAUAUCUCCGGCCUGGUUUGGUCGAGGGGCCUAUUGGCGCUCUUGCGGGGCUAUCCGGGAGCCGCUGCGUCAGGCAUCGUCUCGUCUCUGAGCAAAACCCACGCUAUCCCGAGCAACUGGUUGAGCCCUGAGCACUCAACCCGGUCCUGGGUAAUUCACGUCAUCAACGUCGUACAAAGGUAAGCCACAGUAGGAGGGACACCAGUUUGGCGCAACAAGUAGCGGCCAGCGACAGAAUGACAGAGACCGUUUCGAGUGAGUACUACGAGACCGUGGACCUACACGAUAGGGAGUUCCAGAAAUUUUCCGUCGACCAUGAGAUAUACUGCGUGCCGGUAGAUGCGUUGGCUUUUUGCAUGCUCAAUGGUCGGGAUACCUUGGGCAUCGGAGAAGAAGAAGAAAGACUCGAAAACCAACACCAGAUUCUACGUUACCUCUUCGACGAUCGGUUGUUCUUUCCGCCAUUACAGAACCCCCUGAAGGUCCUUGACUGCGGCUAUGGCCGGGGUAACUGGGCGUUGGAAAUGGCGCAGACCUACCCCAACAGUGAGGUCACUGCGAUCGACCUCUAUCCGGCAGCUGAGUUGCCUGACGACCAGCCCGACAAUCUGGAAUGCGAGGCCUGGGACCUGAAUCAAACACUCACGCCGACCUACAAGCCGAACUACUACGACUUGGUACAUUCCCGACUCGUCGCUCCAGGGAUAAAAAAGGAACGGUGGCGAACCUAUCUCCGCGACAUUUUUCGAUUAUUGAAACGCGGCGGAUGGGUUCAAAUGGCCGAAUUUUACUACAUCAUCCAGUCUGACAGUGGAAUGCUCACAGACGAGCAUGCGCUGAUGCAAUGGUCCAAUGCAUAUCGUCAUAUCACGGAGAGAGAUCGAGACCCUCGUAUCGGAAGGCACCUCGGGCAGAUGAUGCGUACCGCCGGCCUCGCAGACGUCCAGGAAGUCACAUAUCGGAUGCCGAUUGGGGGUUGGCCAGCAGAUCCGAAGCUGAAGAAUGUUGGCGAGCAAAACCUGGAGAACAUCGGGACGAUGCUCGACUCGCUAGCCAUCUGGCCCUUCACAGAGCGUAUGGGAUGGACUAAAGAGCAAGUUGAUGCUCUGACGAGACAAGCUCGGGCGGAGGCUGCCGAUCCUCGCCUGAAGCUCUACAUUCCGCUGACCGUGGCCUGGGGCCGAAAGCGGACAUGA